AUGCCGAGCGUAUUACAUGACGUUUCAACUCCUUUCCGAAAAGCAACAUUUGGAAUGGGCUGCUUCUGGGCCGGCGACGCGUUAUUUGGAGCCCAACCCGGGGUUUUGAGGACUCGUGUGGGUUACUCCGGAGGUACUACUAUAGACCCAGUCUAUAAGAAAAUGGGAGAUCACACUGAGGUAGUAGAAAUAGACUUUGAUCCAAAGGUGAUAAGUUAUGACGACCUACUAGAACUAUUUUGGAAUAACCACGAAUAUGGAUUGACAACUAUUAUCAAAAGACAGUACAUGUCCCUGAUUUUAUAUCACAAUGAGGAUCAAAAAAGGAUCGCAGAAAUUUCCAUGAAGAAACUAGCCCAUAAAAGGAACGAGAAAUUAAUUACAGAAAUUGCACCGGCUGGUCCCUUCUACCCUGCCGAAGACUACCAUCAGAAAUACCGGUUGCAAGAGCACUCCUGGCUCUGCGAGGAACUAGGCCUAACUCCAGCCCUGUUACAAACUUCACACGUGGCAACUCGAUUGAAUGGUUAUAUAGUGGGUGUUGGAAAACAACAGGACUUCGAAAAAGACGUUGUUACGCUAGGACUCUCUGAAAAAGUGGCCAAAUAUGUCAGAUCUCACUUGUUGGAAAACGAGGGCGGGAAUCUCUACUGCUAAGCGACUUCUAAAAGAUUGCUGUAUUUGUCAGCUCACUGUCUCAGUAUUCUAGGAAUAAAUUGUAUACGUAAAAUCUCACACCAAGUUUGCAAAUGGUCACCACGAAGCACUGAAAAUUAUAGAACUUUUAUUUGACCAAACUAUAAAGAAACUGUUUUGAUCCAAAAUUAAUAGAAGGAUUUUGGUGACAGACCUUUCAAAAAAAUUACCACUUUUGGACGCCAAGCAAGAAAGCAUUACAAUACGCAAUAGUAAUUUUAAACACAGGCAAAAUAAAUCGGCACAUGAUCUGAAAUGAUUAUUAAUAUUUGUUUCGUCUCAACUUGGUCUGAGAGUAGAUUUACUCGUCGAUGUUAUAUUUUUGUAUAGAAAAUAAUUUUCAUAGUGAUAAAAUGAGCACUUUUGGACCAGCUUAAAUAUAAUAAGUGUACUGGUUCUGGGGAUGUAAUGCAAGGGGGUAUAUUGAAUAAACUUUGUUCAUUUUGA
This is a messenger RNA of Acanthoscelides obtectus, 1143 nucleotides long. The record is from the annotation of a GenBank genome assembly. Lineage: Eukaryota; Metazoa; Arthropoda; Insecta; Coleoptera; Chrysomelidae.